Molecule: messenger RNA, 2256 nt
Organism: Microcebus murinus (gray mouse lemur)
Lineage: Eukaryota; Metazoa; Chordata; Mammalia; Primates; Cheirogaleidae
Source: RefSeq, a predicted model, not a curated record
GGGAGAAAGUUGGACUAGAUGACCUUUGAGGUUCGUUUUUCCCACGUGCUGCAAGAAAAUAUUUUUCACGGCUUGAGGAUUUCAGCUCCCUUAAUAUAACCACAAAGAUCCAUACUUCUGUUCCCAGCAGCCACAGUGACUGCUCCCAGUAUUCCCCAGAGCCAGAUAAACAAUGCCCCACACCAGACCUCCCAAAUACGUCAUAUUUCCCGUGGACCUGCUCCACUGAACUGAAUCACAUCUACUAAGUUAUGAGCUCCAGACUACAUCUCCCGACAUGCCACCAGCCCUGACUAUGUUCCCAACACUUGGGGCUUUCGCCCACCGCGCUGUAGUGCACACGGGGACUCGUAGUCGGCUCGUGGCUGGCUGCUCCAGGCGGAAGGAGCUAGUCCUCUGAGCUCGAGGUCUGUCUCUACAACUGUGAACCCGAGGCCUCCCCGUCCCCUGGAGCGCAUCGGCGUUUAAGGCGACACUGGGAAGGCGCUCACCGUCGGAAGCUGCUGGAGCUGAAGCUGCGCCAUCGUCACUGUCGGCGGCCAUGACGCCGCGCGUCUCCAGCCUGUGUCGCCUGUGGGCCAUGAGGAAACCGCGAGCAGCUGUGGGAAGUGGUCACAGGAAGCAGGCAGCCAGCCAGGAGGGAAGGAAGAAACGUGCUCUCGGCAGCAGCCAGGCCAAGCCUUCUGACCCUGAUGGCCGUGCUGGGAAGAUUCCUGAGUGUCCUGAGGUCUCAGCAGGUCUGGCCAGGCAGCCUGAAGAGGUGGUAUUGCAGGCCUCCAUCUCCCCGUACCAUCUAUUCAGAGAUACAGCUGAAGUCACGGCCUUCCGGGGGAAACUGCUGAGUUGGUACGACCGAGAGAAGCGGGACUUACCCUGGAGAAGACGGGCGGAGGAUGAGGUGGACCUGGACAGGCGGGCAUACGCUGUGUGGGUCUCAGAGGUCAUGCUGCAGCAGACCCAGGUUGCCACGGUGAUCAACUACUAUACCCGAUGGAUGCAGAAGUGGCCUACACUGCAGGACCUGGCCAGUGCUUCCCUGGAGGAGGUGAACCAGCUCUGGGCCGGCCUGGGCUACUAUUCUCGAGGCCGGCGACUGCGGGAGGGAGCUCAGAAGGUGGUAGAGGAGCUAGGGGGUCACAUGCCACGUACAGCAGAGACUCUGCAGCGGCUCCUGCCUGGCGUGGGACGGUACACAGCUGGGGCCAUUGCUUCCAUUGCCUUUGGCCAGGCAACCGGUGUGGUGGAUGGGAAUGUGGUACGGGUGCUGUGCCGUGUUCGAGCCAUUGGUGCUGAUCCCGGCAACACCGUUAUCUCCCAGCAGCUCUGGAGUUUAGCCCAGCAGUUGGUGGACCCAGCCCGGCCAGGGGACUUCAACCAAGCAGCCAUGGAGCUGGGGGCCACACUGUGUACCCCGCAGCGCCCACAUUGCACCCAGUGUCCUGUGCAGAGCCUGUGCCGGGCACACCAGAGAGUAGAGCGGGAGCAGCUCUCAGCCUCACGGAGCCUGCUGGGCAGUCCUGACGUAGAGGAGUGCGCUCCCACCACUGGACAGUGCCAGCUGUGCCUGCCCACCACAGAGCCCUGGGACCGGACCCUCGGAGUGGCCAACUUUCCCCGAAAGGCCAGCCGCAGGCCCCCCAGGGAGGAAUGCUCGGCUACCUGUGUUCUGGAGCAGCCCAGGGCUCUUGGGGGUGCCCGAAUUCUGCUGGUACAGAGGCCCAAGUCAGGUCUGCUGGCAGGACUGUGGGAGUUCCCAUCUGUGACCUUGGAGCCCUCAGAGAAGAAUCAGUAUGAGGCCCUGCUGCAGGAACUGCAGAGUUGGGCUGGGCCCCUCCCAGCCGCCCACCUCCGGCACCUUGGGGAGGUGGUCCACAUCUUCUCUCACAUCAAGCUGACAUAUCAAGUAUACGGUCUGACCCUGGAGGGGCAGAGCCCAGUGACCACCACACCACCUGGCGCACGCUGGCUGACGAGGGAGGAAUUUCACACUGCAGCCGUCUCCACUGCCAUGAAAAAGGUGUUCCGUGUGUAUGAGGGCCAACAGCCAGGGACAUGCAAGGGUUCCAAAAGGUCCCAGGUGUCCAUUCCAUCUGGCCGGAAAAAGACCAGCCGGGGCCAGCAAGUCCUGGAUAGUUUCUUUCAGCCCCUCGUGUCCACUGAUGCACCCAUCCCAACAGUGUAGCCGAGUGACGCCUCUGGAAGACCCCACCACCUAAGAAUCCUGCUGUUUAAAUAAAGUGCUUAUUUUUAUAGUCA